CUGGUUGAUAUUGUUGAGGUGGCAGGCGAGGCUCAGGUGCCGGAUUGCCAGAGGUCGUGGGCGAUGGUCGGGGGACUGGUUGUUGCGCUGCAGUCGCCGGCUGUGAUGGUGGUGGAGAAGGCGGGUUGGAGGACAGGAGUUGGGCGACUGGGAUGGACCUGGUGGGCGGCCUCGAUGGUGAGGGCAAUGCAGGUGGUGCUACUUGCAUUGGCGGCAGUUGUAGCGAAGAGGCAGCAUGUUCUUGACUUGGUCGAAGGGGCGGCACGGAGUGAAUGGGAGGCAGCUGCGGCCCUGAGGAGCGCUGUUCUGGUGUUCCCCGGAAACUUGGUGGCGGAAAGGUCGACUGAUGCUGUAUUUGAGCCAUGCUGUUCGGCUCACUGCUCAUGAACGGAGGCUGGAGAGGUGACGGCCGGCCUGGAUGCGACAUAGAUGCUUAGAUUCACGUGUGCCGGGCGCGUAUGCGAGCGUCAUCUGACGAUUCGGGGGAGCAAUCCGGGAAUAUAUGGUUGGCGAGGGAGGAGGUCCAAGAGCAGCAACAGGCUCGAGAUAUGCGGCGGUUGGCGCACUCAUGCAGUCUGGAGAGGAUGGAAGCACGGUAUUUGAGAGGCAAUGGUGGGGCGGCCGAAGAUCAUGCUGGUCGUCGGCACGGGUUUUGGGCGAAGGGGCUUGGAAGAGAAGCAGGCGUAGCACGAGAGCGGUCGGUGCAGUGGGAGGGCAGGGAUAGUGCGGUGCGAUGCCCUGGCCUGGGAUUGAGGGUGCUGCAGCUGCGCGAAGGCGUCAAGACCAGCGACAGAGUAGACGGCGUUUUGGUAGCGAAUGAGCAAGGGUUGGCCAGGCUGGCCGUUCUGACGUCUUCCGAAUACAUGUAUGUAGCGGGCAUUUUCCGUGUGCCAACCCCACGUGCAGCAGGACCAGCACCAGCACCAGCACCAGCACCAGCACCAGCACCAGCACCAGCACCAGCACCCCAGCGCGGGCCAGCAGCCAGACAGGACGGGGUUCCAGGUGCCAGGCGCGCGUCCCACAGAGCACAAAUGCGGCAUACCUUGGUCGCCCGCCGUCCCAUGUGCACUACUGGGCCGUGUGCCGCUGAAAAGGGAAUGCGCCAGCAGGCUGCGCUUACCGCAGUCAAGGUGGCCUUCAACAACAAUAACCAGGUUAUCGGCAGCCAGCUCGCCGUUGCAAACCCGUGUCCGACCGCGCUACCAAAUCUUAAUUUACUGCCGUGCUACAGCACUGUCCCGCUGCCGUCUGACUUGUACGCAAUGCAGUGCAUGAACCGCUCAGCAAUGUUGCCUUCCGACUACUGUACCGGCUGGAGAGAAUGGAGAUGGACAUGGACACGCCGACGCCGACGCCGACUGUUCGAAAGCUUGUUCCACCGCUUACGCUGCUGCUCCACGCCGCGCCAACCAAAACUAGCAUUGCUGGCUGAGGCAUCGGUCUCAACUUCGUUUCGCCCGGGGCCCCAAAGUACCACAUGCCUGACCACCUCAAAUCACCAUCGCCCGCAGCUGGGCAAAGAGCCAGGCACGUCGCCAGGAAUCGGUGCGGUACGGUGCCGGUGCCGUGCGGUGCCGGGCGGCAUCAACGUCGGAUUUGCUGCCGUGCCCGCAGUGCUCACGCGGAAAAGCGCUCACUGA
Molecule: messenger RNA, 1643 nt
Organism: Pseudocercospora fijiensis CIRAD86
Lineage: Eukaryota; Fungi; Ascomycota; Dothideomycetes; Mycosphaerellales; Mycosphaerellaceae
Exons: 7
Coding region: 459-1643 (394 amino acids)
Source: RefSeq, a predicted model, not a curated record